AUGCUUAAUGCCGGGCUGACUGAAGAGGCCGGUACCGCUGACGGCGAAGCAGAAGGGGAUGCAGACAUACUGUCUAUUGACCUGAGAAGCGAGUUUGACCACUUGUUCAGUGGAGACCUUGGUCUGGCGAAUAAUGUAGUGCACAAAGUGCACCUGAAGCCCAACGUGACGCCGGUUGCAGCAAAGUUAAGGCGACUGCCGUUGACUCUACGAGACAAAGUUUCCGAAGAACUGCCAAAUUUGGAAACGAAGGGAGUCAUUGAACGUGUCGAUGUUUCCAUGUGGAUUUCACCGACAGUUGUCGUCCAAAAACCAAACGAAACUAUUCGAUUAUGCGUAGACCUGCGGGCCCCGAAUCAGGCUACCGUAGUCGAUGCCUAUCCACUUCCUUGCGUCGAGGAGUUGCUGAAUUCUCUUGCAGGAGCUCGUUACUUUUCAAAGCUGGAUCUCACAUCAGCUUACCAUCAAGUGGAGUUGAGCCCUGAAAGUCGAAGCCUCACAACUUUCAUUACGCACGAAGGACUCUUCCGCUUCAAGCGAGUGGGUUUCGGGUUGGCUUCUGCACCAUCAGUAUUCCAGAAGCUAAUGGCCAAUCUCCUCAACGGAUGCAAAGGCGUCCUUGUGUAUCUUGACGACAUCGUUCGUGCGCACAGAACGAGAGCACCGUAA
This is a messenger RNA of Ornithodoros turicata, 669 nucleotides long. RefSeq lists its product as uncharacterized. Lineage: Eukaryota; Metazoa; Arthropoda; Arachnida; Ixodida; Argasidae. The transcript has 2 exons. The coding region runs from base 1 to 669 and encodes 222 amino acids. The record is from RefSeq and is a predicted model, not a curated record.